CACCUCCUCUGUGACUUCGUCUCUCAAGUUGCUUCUGGUGCUGCUGUUGCUGUUGCUAUCACUGCCCUGCCCUGUCCUGCGUUCGCAAGGUGGAGGACCUAAAAUCGGGAGGUAUGGGGCAGGCAGAGGAAAAAAUGUCAACUGCUCAAAAAGAAGACUUACAACUGCUUCUUGAAAUGUAUCUUGAAGAUAAAAAUAACAAGCAAAUUGAAGAGAUAUUGAAACAAUUAAUAGAAGACCCAAAAAAUGAUGUACAGAAGAGCAUCGAUGAAAUGGUACAAACAAAUACUAACCUAAAGAUUGAAAUUAAAAAAGCUGAAAUGGAGUUGCAACGACCUUCAUCAUCUUACCUGGUUAAAAAGAAUAUUCCUACAAAGGAAAUAAAGUUCAUAUCAGCGGAGAGCCCUAAGGAUGACAGUCAGUAUUCAGAUAUCUCCUGUUCAUUUCAAGUAACAACACAACUUGAAUAUGAAUUGAAGAAAGGACAAGCUCUUAUCACCUUUGAAGAUGAAGAAGUUGCCCAGAAUGUGAUAAAAAGAGGAAAACAUCUUGUGACAUUUGGCAGUGAGGAAAUGAAAUUGAUGGCCAAACCUGUCCCACUAAAAACAGGUUUAAGUCUUCAGGUUCAUUCAAAGAUUUCUAAGAAAAAGAUUGAUGUUGCCGGAAUACCUAAUGAAUUACCUGAAGAACAGAUGAGAGACAAAUUAGCUCUGAGCUUCAGUAAAUCCCAGAAUGGGGGUGGAGAAGUAGAACAUGUGGAGUAUAGUGUAAAUACCCAAAGAGCGGUUAUUACAUUUCUUAAAAAUGGAGUUGCUGAUAACAUUCUCAAGCACAAGAAAUAUCCUCUUUUUACAAAUACCAGCUGCUAUCAGGUUGAUGUUUCCCCACAUAUGGAAAAAAAUGUCAAGAAGCUACAGGUAUUUUCAGGAAUUUCUAAGAGGACUGUUCUUCUGACAGGAUUAAGAAAUAUUCAAGAUGAUGAAGAAAGUAUAGAAGAGGACAUUUUUAUUCAUUUUCAGAAAGGGUCAAAUGGAGGAGGGGAUGUAGAAGUUGUCAAAUGUGCCCUCAAAAAACCUCAAAUAGCAUAUUUUGAGGCUGAUUUAGAUCAGGGAUGCUUAACCUGGGUACAAUGAGCUUAUUAAAAUUUUUUUUGGAUAACUAUAUUUGGUUUCUUUUUCAAUAUGAAUUUUAUGCAUUUAAAAACAUUAUUAUAAGAAGGGGUGCUUAGGCUAUCAGACUAUAAAAAAGGCAUUUUGUAAUCCUCUCACAAAAAAAGUUAAGAAUCCUUGCUGGACACAAAAUACUAUGUACUAUAAAUACAUUGUUUCAAAGUUAUUUUCUUAUGAAUAAACUUUUGCUUUUUAAUUUUUGCUUGCCCUUAAAAGCAAA
This is a messenger RNA of Monodelphis domestica (gray short-tailed opossum), 1389 nucleotides long. It is a transcript of the gene NMI, whose product is annotated as N-myc and STAT interactor. The record is from RefSeq and is a predicted model, not a curated record. Gene Ontology annotation, cellular component: cytoplasm. NCBI's taxonomy places the organism in Eukaryota, Metazoa, Chordata, Mammalia, Didelphimorphia, Didelphidae.